Trichomonas vaginalis G3 is the source of this 1794-nucleotide messenger RNA. Its product is annotated as putative phospholipid-transporting ATPase family. The record is from RefSeq and is a predicted model, not a curated record. Gene Ontology annotation, cellular component: plasma membrane. NCBI's taxonomy places the organism in Eukaryota, Parabasalia, Trichomonadida, Trichomonadidae. Gene Ontology annotation, biological process: phospholipid translocation. The transcript has a single exon. Bases 1 to 1794 code for a protein of 597 amino acids. Gene Ontology annotation, molecular function: ATP hydrolysis activity; ATP binding; ATPase-coupled intramembrane lipid carrier activity.
AUGAAGAACAGGCGUUCACCACCAUCAAAGAUGACAAAAUUCGACAAGGACGUUAACAAAAUGAUCAUUUACAUCUUUGUUUUCAAAAUGUUGUUCGUAUUUGCAUUAACUAUCGCUAAUAUGCUAUUACAAUACAAAGAACCUAUACUUAAAGAUGUCAGAGAUUCAUAUGGUAUAUCUUUUGGUAAAGGUUUCAUGCAAUAUUUUAUUUUAUUAAGUUAUAUGAUCCCAAUUUCGUUAGUUGUUACGGUAGAAAUCCUAAAAAUGGCUCAUAUGUUGUUCAUUCAUUGGGAUUACAAGAUGUAUUAUGAAGAAUUCGGUUAUUCUGAGCUUCAUAAUUCGAAUUUAAUUGUAACUUUGGCAGAAAUCACACAUGUAUUGAGUGAUAAGACGGGAACACUUACAGAAAACAUUAUGCAACUCGUAAACUUCACAGAUGUCAACGGCCCCCAUAAAUCUGAAGAUUUUAUUCAAGAUAUCUCAGAAAAUUAUAAGAUUUUAGAGAAAUCGUCUGAAUUUAUACAUUGCUUAGCCCUUUGUAAUAACGUUGUCAUGUUCCAUAAUCCAAACGGAGAAACAGAAUACAACGCAGAAUCUCCAGAUGAAGCUUCCCUCGUCAAAUUCGCAGCGCAGUGUGGUAUAAAGCUUAACGAACAUGAUCCUACGUCGAUUGAACUACAUUCUAUACAAGAAAACGGUGAAAAUGAGAAUGAAAAAUAUAAAAUCGUCUCUUUCAUACUGUUUAACUCUGAUCGUAAGCGUAGUACUAUUGUUCUUCAAAAGGAAGGUACCGAUCAGUUGGUAGUUUACUCGAAAGGUGCUGAUUCUGUUAUGUAUCCCUUAUGUAACCAGAAUCUUUACUCAGGAGAUGUAAACAAGUACGCUAUAGCUGGUUUUAGAACUCUUGUCUUCGCCAAAAGAGUACUUUUCCAAGAAGAAGCCGAAGAAUGGCUCUCAAUGUGGAAAGAUGCAGAGUCAAAGUUCGAAAACCGCGAUGAAGAGAUCUUCAAAAUCGCCAAAUUCGUUGAAUCCAAACUCGAUGUCGUUGGAAUUUCAGCUGCUGAAGAUAAAUUGCAGCCAAAAGUUCCAGAAACGGUCAUGUGGCUAAGGAAAGCCAACAUAGCGUUAUGGAUGCUCACAGGCGACAAGCUUGAGACUGCAAUUGAGAUUGGAAAGACGUCAUCAAUUAUUUUACCUGAUGCCGACAUUUUAAUCAUCUCAAACAACAAUGAAACAGAGUUUACCAAACAGAUAAACAACUAUCUGAACGAUUUCGAGUCAUUUAAAGAACCUGUUCUGAUAUUAAAUUCAGAAACAACGAAUUUUGCUCUUAAAAACCAGAAACUCUUCAUGGAACUCGCAAGUAAAUGCAGAAGCUGCAUUUUCUUGAGGGUUUCGCCUAUAAUGAAAGCGACAAUUGUUGAUAUGAUCAAACAAACCAAGAAUUCAAUGGUUCUCCCAAUUGGCGAUGGUUCCAAUGAUGUUGGAAUGAUACAAGAAGCACAUAUUGGUGUCGGAGUCUUCGGAAGAGAAGGAUCACAAGCGACACAAUCAGCAGAUUUCGCCAUUACAAGGUUUAACAACCUUGUUCGACUUAUAUCUGUACAUGGAACAUGGAGUUAUACAAGACUGACAACAGAUACGGUCUUUAUGCUCUAUAAGAAUUUUGUUUAUAUUUUAAUUGUCAUUUGGUCCACGUUUGACACUUUAGCUAGUCCACCCACCUUUUAUAAUGACUCCAUUUACUUUUGGAUUAUUCGAACAAGUUCUUCCAAGCGAAACUUUAGAGAAUAA